GCGCCUGGCGGGACCAUGGCUCCGGUGGCGCAGCUGCCGCUCUUGCUACUGUUGCUGCAUCCUCCGCACGCCACGCCCGCGCCUCCUGCCCGUGACCCCUUCGCCCCUCAGCUCGGGGACACGCAGAGCUGCCAGUUGCGGUGCCGCGAUCGCUACCCUAGUCUGCAGCCCUCGCAGGAGAAGCUGGAGCAGGAGGACCCUUCCAAGUCCCAGAAUGAAUAUGACAGGGCCAUCUUCAUCAGUGCUUGUGAGCGAGGCUGCCGCCUCUUCUCCAUCUGCCGGUUUGUGGCCAGGAGCUCCAAACCCAAUGCCACCCAAGCUGAGUGUGAAGCAGCCUGUGUGGAGGCCUACGUGAAAGAGAUGGAGCAGCAGGCCUGCAACGAGGGCUGCUGGAGCCAGAACCCUGAGCUGGAGCCUGAGCCAGAGUCCAUGCAGAAGAGAAAGGUCCUGGAAGGUCCGAGCAGGGUUCUUUCCCUCCUGGACUUGUUUUCCACCCUCUGCAAUGAUCUUGUCAACUCAGCCCAGGGCUUCGUCUCCUCCACCUGGACGUACUACCUGCAGACUGACAAUGGGAAGGUGGUGGUGUUCCAGACCCAGCCAGUGGUAGAGAGCCUAGGGCAUGAGGGGGCCCGUCUGCAGCGAGUGGAGGUGACCUGGCGAGGAUCCCAUCCUGAGGCCUUGGAGGUGCACGUAGACCCUUUAGGCUCUUUGGACAAGGUGAGGAAGACCAAGAUCCGAGUCAAGACCAGCAACAAGGCCAAGGUGGAAUCUGAUGAGCUGCAGGACAAUGACUUCCUCAGUUGCAUGUCCCGGCGCUCGGGGCUUCCUCGCUGGAUCUUGGCCUGCUGCCUCUUCCUGUCUGUGCUGGUGAUGCUGUGGCUCAGUUGUUCCACCCUGGUGACUGCUCCUGGCCAGCACCUUAAGUUCCAGCCCCUGAACCUGGAACAACAGAAGGGCUUCAUGGUAGAGCCAGACUGGCCUCUGUACCCUCCUCCAUCACACGCCUUUGGUGAUAGUCCCCCACCCUACAAGCUAAACCUGGACCUGACCAAGCUGUAGGCCUCCCUUGACCCACUGCCAGGGGCAAGGGCAGCUCCAUCCUCACUGCCCUGUGCCCAGGAGUCCAGGCCAGGGUGAGACCAUCCUUGGGCUUCUGCACCCCCAAAUCCUUCUCUCUCCCUGGUCCCAUCCCUCACCCCUCUGGGUCCUGGGGUCGCCUUGCUGCCACUUGGGGGGUGGGAUCUGGCCUUUGUGUGUCCCUGGGCUUCCUUUCCCUGGAUCGUGCUACUUUUUGUUUUCUAAUGUGUAGCUUCGUGAGUAUUUAAACCCAAGUUCUGUGCUGCCUUCCUCCUUCCUCCUUUUUCCCCUAGAGGGGGUGGGUUUCUGAGGCUUCAGGGGAAACAACUGUCUUGUGCUAAGGCUCCCCCCUUUUCUCCCACCUCACCUCCAGAGAUCCAGUCCCAUGGGAGGAGGCCCUCUCAGGAGGAGGCUGUGGGCAGCUCCAUGCUGGGAGGGUGGGUGGCUGAGGGUGGAAUUGCAGCAAGGGGGUCAGGAGGAAUAAACCAUGUACAUAAAAGA
Molecule: messenger RNA, 1578 nt
Organism: Miniopterus natalensis
Lineage: Eukaryota; Metazoa; Chordata; Mammalia; Chiroptera; Miniopteridae
Gene: TMEM59L
Product: transmembrane protein 59 like
Source: RefSeq, a predicted model, not a curated record